AUGGCUACGCCUGGAAUUCUUCAGCGUAGUCUUAGGGAUCCAACCUUGACGACAGAAGCCAAGUUCUGGCCAGGUGGCAUCCCUUCUUUCAUCAAGUCUCCAACAGAGAACUUUACUCUCGAGGCCUACGAUUUCCCUCCUCUGGCGAAGGGCUGGUAUCGCUUUGUUCGGGAAAAUUGGGUCUCGAGCGACGAUGAAACGGAUGACUCCAAGGGUCAACAACGUCGAUCCCUGAUUGAAUUUCCGAGAUACCAAGGGGACCGGUUUUCGCAGGAGGAACUCUCUAGUUACGGCUGCUGCUAUCAUCCAAAGGUUGCCCCUUGGGAGCUGUGCCUUACUGCAGAUGCCCCAAGACUAUCAACUAACUGGGCGCUUUGGUUGAAGAUUCAGUUACUAUUCUAUGAUUACAAUCGGAUGAAUGGUUACGUCGCGGAAGAUACAUAUACAAUCACGCCAAAGGAGAACGAUUCUAUUACUCUUGAUAAUAUCAAGCGGUACCAGGGUCUGGAGACUGCUAAUUUCGACAUCGUAGCCUUUAACAAUGUUGGGGAGGCAGUCUAUGAUUCCUUGCAUCCCCCUCCAAUCAUUGUGGACGAUUAUGCGCUGAAUACCGGCUUGGUACUUCUUGUUCUUUCCUAUGUGAAUGGCGUGCCUUAUGAAGGCUACCGCAUGCGUGCCUUGAAUUUCUUCUCUCUCUCGGAGCUUAUACUAGGUCUAGGCAAGCGAUUGGAAGUCCUUUUAGAGCCAUAUGGAGGAGCAGGGCAGGACCCAGUGGACGAGAGGAUUUAUUUCGACAAUGAAGCGUUUGACAUGAAAAAACCGCUUCUAGAGAUUUUACUGACUGAGUCAGAGGAUCUAGGUGCGGAAGAUGAAGAGGUAGAAGAGACGUUGAAUGAAAUAGCCCCAGGCUACUUGGAAGCAGAGGCAGAAGGAGACGGACUGGCAGAAGGGUUUGAUAUAUUUAGCUCGGAAUUUGAACUUGACUGA
Penicillium canariense is the source of this 987-nucleotide messenger RNA. RefSeq lists its product as uncharacterized. The record is from RefSeq and is a predicted model, not a curated record. The transcript is spliced from 4 exons. The coding region runs from base 1 to 987 and encodes 328 amino acids. NCBI's taxonomy places the organism in Eukaryota, Fungi, Ascomycota, Eurotiomycetes, Eurotiales, Aspergillaceae.